CUGUAAUCAGUGUGACACACCUAAGAUGGCUGCUUACAGGAGUGUGUGGGGUUUAGCUCACUAGCUCUGAUUUCUGUUCUGUGUGUAGGUACUGUUUUGGUUUUGCGUCGUGUUUGUGUGUGUGUAACUGUGGUCAUGGCGGCUGUUCGAGGGUUUUAUCGGUCUGUCCGUCUGCUGCUGGGACAAAAACACACCGAGACACGGAGCUGGAACAUCACAGUGAGGAGUUGGAGUGGAGCUGCAGCUGAUCCUGCGCCAGAGAUCAAUCACAACGAAGACGUUAAUCAGACGUUUGUGAACCGAAACCCGAGAAAUCUGGAGCAGAUGGCCAUCGCUGUAAAGGACAGAGGCUGGAGCACCGUCUGGCCUAAGAGAGAAUACUACCACAGGUUGGUGUUGAAGCGCUCGCAGCAUCACGUGUCAGCCGCGGUGUUUUGCAGAGACUCGGACGUCCCCGUGCUCACGUGCUCCACACAGGAGUGGGCGCUGAAGAAGCAGCUGAGCUCCACUCACUCUGUGGCUGCGUGUCGCGCCGUGGGAGACGUUCUGGCUCAGCGAUGCUGCGAGGCCGGAAUCACACGACUCUUUUACAGAGAGGUUCCCUGGACCUUCCGCUCCGACGCCGUCCAGACGUUUUGGGCGGCUAUGAGAGAAGGCGGCGUCCUGCUCAGCGAACCCAGACGGAAAUUUACUUAAUAUAUAUUUUGUUCUUUUGUAAUUGACUUGAAGCGCUGAAUAAACAUCCGAAUAAAAAUUCUGGUGUAAUUACAAA
Molecule: messenger RNA, 772 nt
Organism: Tachysurus vachellii
Lineage: Eukaryota; Metazoa; Chordata; Actinopteri; Siluriformes; Bagridae
Gene: mrpl18
Product: mitochondrial ribosomal protein L18
Exons: 4
Coding region: 136-696 (186 amino acids)
Biological process (GO): translation
Cellular component (GO): ribosome; mitochondrion
Molecular function (GO): 5S rRNA binding; structural constituent of ribosome
Source: RefSeq, a predicted model, not a curated record